Molecule: messenger RNA, 804 nt
Organism: Neolamprologus brichardi
Lineage: Eukaryota; Metazoa; Chordata; Actinopteri; Cichliformes; Cichlidae
Product: claudin-24-like
Cellular component (GO): membrane; bicellular tight junction
Molecular function (GO): structural molecule activity
Source: RefSeq, a predicted model, not a curated record
AUGGACACGUGCGCCUGCGCUUUGGAGCUGCUGGGGAUGCUGGUCUACGUUGGAGCAUGGCUGUGCGCUUUAACCACCACUAUCUUACCGCAGUGGCUGACCAUGAGCACUGCGCUGCUGCCUGUGGAGAGCUACGAGCUGGGCCUGUGGGAGACCUGCGUGGUCCAGGACGUUGGAGGGAUGGAGUGUAGGGCUUAUGACAGCCUGCUGGGCCUUUCCACAGACCUCAAGCUGGCCCGCAUCCUCAUGUGUGCUGCCCUCGCUGUUGGCAUGCUGGGAAUUCUCGUGGGAAUACCUGGACUUGACUUGGUCCACAGCUGUAAAGAGGACAGUGGUCAACAAACCAAGAGGAUUUUAAUCAUCACGGGAGGGGUGCUCGGGAUGGUUUCUGGGGUUCUGUGUCUGAUUCCAGUGUCCUAUAUGGCACAUAUAGCAGUGAUGCAUUUCUUUGAUGACAAAGUGCCUGACGUGGUGCCUCGGUGGGAGUUUGGAGACGCUUUGUACUGCGGCUGGGCAGCAGGAUUUCUCCUCAUAGUUGCCGGCCUGAUCUUGAUCACCUCCUCCUCGUGCUCUCAGGUGGAGCCUCAGCCUGUGCUGCAGCGGCGGUACCAGGUGAUGGGCACAGGUGUAAAUUACAGGAAGCGCACAGAGUACGUUUAACAGAUGAUUUACCUGUGUAGAGACUGAAAUCACAACACAAUCACCUGUAGAUCUGCACGUCCGACCGCUUUACAGCAAUGAUGUAAACCACCGAGACAACAUACGAUGGUGACAUUUACACCUUGUUUCAGCCCUUUUACACGA